This is a messenger RNA of Diachasmimorpha longicaudata, 327 nucleotides long. RefSeq lists its product as uncharacterized. The transcript is spliced from 2 exons. The record is from RefSeq and is a predicted model, not a curated record. NCBI's taxonomy places the organism in Eukaryota, Metazoa, Arthropoda, Insecta, Hymenoptera, Braconidae. Bases 1 to 327 code for a protein of 108 amino acids.
AUGAGAGUGGCUGUUCUGCGCAUGCGGAGAGAAUGGCUGCCUGUGGAGUUGAACAUGGUUUCAGAUCUAAGAAGAAUGGCUUCAAAAAUUCAAGAAGAUAAGAUCUUCAAACAUGUUAUCAUGAACAGCAUAAAAGGUAUAUCUUUGCGCUUGUGUGUGUCCUCUUUGACCACAGAUGUCACUUCCUCAGAUUCACUCAGGAACUUUGGAGGGAUUUGCAUCUCUGGGACACUGCAGAAUACUGUUUUAUCGACUAAACUUUUGUCGAGUGACUGCAUUAUUGGUAAAGAACCUAAAAACACGUGUGAGAUAUCACAACUGAAGUGA